This is a messenger RNA of Fundulus heteroclitus (mummichog), 2606 nucleotides long. RefSeq names its product WD repeat-containing protein 37. The coding region runs from base 203 to 1726 and encodes 507 amino acids. Gene Ontology annotation, cellular component: preribosome, large subunit precursor. The record is from RefSeq and is a predicted model, not a curated record. NCBI's taxonomy places the organism in Eukaryota, Metazoa, Chordata, Actinopteri, Cyprinodontiformes, Fundulidae. The transcript is spliced from 15 exons. Gene Ontology annotation, molecular function: protein binding.
GCACGGUCGUAGCCCCUGUAACGGUUCUCAUCGGCUGUCAACACGGAUUUAAACCAACAGCCUGCGCAGCUGCUUUUCACCUAAAUAAAAAAAAAAACAAAAAAACAAUGAGAGGCGGAACAAAAACAGGAACAACUUCCCGGAACAUAGAGCAGCGUUAGCGGACAUUUGGGACCGGAGAACAUCAGCGUUGGAGGGAGCCAUGCCGGUGGAGAGUGGGAGCAGCGCUGCUGCCCGCCAGGCCAAGCAGAAGAGGAAGUCUCACAGCCUGUCCAUCCGCAGGACCAACAGCACGGAGCAGGACCGGCCGGGCCUGCAGAGGGACCUGCUGGAGGGACAGUCUUCUGAUAAUCUGGACUCCUUCAUGAGAGUGGAGGAGACCAAACUGCCUCUGUCACUCAGGACCAAUCUGUUGGACCUGUUCGGUCAGAUCGAGAGGGAGUUUGAAAACCUCUACCUGGAAAACAUCGAAUUACGCAGAGAAAUCGAGUCCCUGAACGAUCGUUUGGCUGCAGACGGACAAACGGUGGAGGGAGCAGAUUUAGCUAAAGGAGCCCUUAAAACAAAAGCGAGUCACAGCACCAGUCAGCUGUCUCAGAAACUGAAGACGACCUACAAGGCGUCCACAAGCAAGAUCGUGUCCAGUUUCAAAGCAACCACAUCCAGGGCAGUUUGCCAGCUGGUCAAGGAGUAUGUUGGCCACAGGGACGGCAUCUGGGACCUCAGCGUCGCAAGGACCCAACCUGUGGUGCUCGGGACCGCAUCUGCAGACCACACUGCUAUGCUGUGGAGCAUUGAGACCGGAAAGUGCCUCCUCAAAUACCUGGGCCAUCAAGGAUCAGUCAACUCCAUCAAGUUCCACCCCACUGAACAGAUGGCUCUGACAGCCUCUGGAGAUCAGACGGCGCACAUCUGGAGAUACCUGGUGCAGCUUCCUACUCCCCAGCCUGUUGCUGACACUGUUCAGACGCCCUGCGAGGACGACCUGGACUUCUCAGAUAAAGACGACGCGGACGGCGAGGCGGAGGGGCCGAACGACUGCCCUUCGGUCCGCGUACCGACCACGACGCUCCGCAGCCAUCAGGGCGUGGUGAUCGCUGCUGAUUGGCUAGUGGGGGGCAAACAGGUGGUGACGGCUUCCUGGGACCGAGCCGCCAACUUGUACGACGUGGAGACCUCAGAGUUGGUCCACUCGCUGACCGGUCAUGAUCAGGAGCUGACCCACUGCUGCACGCACCCCAACCAGCGCCUGGUGGUCACGUCAUCCAGGGACACCACCUUCAGGCUGUGGGACUUCAGAGACCCGUCCAUCCACUCCGUCAACGUCUUCCAGGGACACACAGACACGGUGACGUCCGCCGUCUUCACUGUGGGAGAUAACGUGGUGUCAGGCAGCGACGAUCGGACCGUCAAAGUGUGGGACCUGAAGAACAUGAGGUCGCCCAUAGCAGCCAUCCGCACCGACUCUGCUGUCAACAGGAUCAGCGUGUCGGUGAACCAGAAGAUCAUCGCUCUUCCUCACGACAAUCGGCAGGUCCGACUGUUCGACAUGUCCGGAGUUCGUCUGGCUCGACUCCCGCGGAGCAACAGACAGGGUCACCGUCGCAUGGUUUGCUGCUCCGCCUGGUGUGAGGACAACACCGCCUGCAACCUGUUCACCUGCGGCUUCGACAGGCAGGCCAUCGGCUGGAACAUCAACAUCCCGGCUCUGUUGCAGGAGAAAUGACCUCCUCCUCUUCAUCUUCACGUUGUUAGCACACAGUGAAAGCUCAGCCACAGUGUUGGUGUCUCGUUGGUCUUCAAGAGCGACGGAAACAGUUUAGUUCAGAUGUUGGUUUCUCUUGGUGUGACUCGCUGAGGCUGACAGGACGGAGUCCGUCUUUUAAGCCUCGGGAGACUUUAAGUCCUCAGACGGGACUUUGCACAGGCUGAGGGGCUGAAGCAGCAUCCGUGUCGCUUUUCAUCACUGUUAGGAACAAAAACAAACCUCAGAACCACUCCGCCAUGAAAGCACAAACAUGUAGAGAUGCUCCUUCUGACUGGAAGUCAGCACAGGACACAUUAGUCUGAAGCUGAAAGCGUAGAUUCUCCGUGCUGCUUGUCUCUGCUUCCUGCUGCUUUAAGCUGCAAAACACCAAAUCUAAUGUUUGCCACUAACAGCAGAUUAAAUGAAACAUCUGAAUUUUUCUGCUUCAGUGUUGCACAUUUCAUUCGUUAUUACAUGUUAACUUUGAAUUUUUUUUUUUUGGGUGUGUAUAAAUUUCAUAGAGCAUUUUCCAGCCACAGCCAGAAGGAAGAUCGGAGCAGUAACAGAUUUUUAUUAUUUAGACACUUUUCUCCUCCUUGUGUUAUCUGAUCUUAUUCAUGAAACGUUGCACCUUGUUUGUUUUGUAAAAGAAAUCCCAAAAAACAACGUCUGUUAGAGAUUUUACCUUUGUUAAGGGAAACAAGCGUCUGUACUGUUAUACCUGUGGUGAUGGAUUUACUGUGGUUCAAUGUUUUCUGUUUCUGGACUCCGUUUAGUAGCUGAAGCAGUUCUAGAGUCAUGAUGUCCAAAAGUCUUAAUGUGCCUUGAAUUUCAGUCACAUUACAAAAUUAAAAUCCAA